CGCACACACGCAGCGUCUCCACAAACCCUAGCAUAUUUCCUCUUCUCUCUCUUCGAAGCCCUGAUCAAUGGCUUCUCGAAGAUUGCUAUCGUCUCUCAUCCGUUCUUCCUCUCGCCGAUCUGCCUCCAAAUCAUCCACUCUCUCAGGCCCUAGCCCUAGACUUUCGUCACCGGCUCCUUCUUGCCGCCCAUCUCCAUGCGGGUAUCUCCUCUCACACGCCGCGGAGUAUGCCACAUCCUCGGCAGCCGCUGCGGCACCGCCCACGCCUCCUAAGGUGGAGGCGAAAAAGACAAGUGGGAAGAUCACCGAUGAAUUCACCGGAAAAGGUGCGGUCGGGAAGGUGUGCCAGGUGAUCGGUGCCGUUGUGGAUGUGAGAUUCGAUGAGGGACUUCCUCCUAUCUUGACCGCGCUCGAGGUGAUAGACCACUCGGUCAGGCUGGUGCUCGAGGUCGCUCAGCACUUGGGUGAGAAUGUGGUCAGGACCAUCGCUAUGGACGGAACCGAGGGGCUCGUUAGAGGUCAGCCUGUCCUCAACACCGGGUCUCCUAUUAAGAUUCCUGUUGGUAGGUCUACCCUUGGACGUAUCAUGAAUGUUAUUGGAGAGCCUAUUGAUGAGAAAGGAGAUAUCAAAACGGACCACUAUCUGCCCAUCCACAGAGAAGCUCCAGCUUUUGUUGAUCAGGCAACUGAACAACAGAUCCUUGUCACUGGUAUCAAGGUUGUUGAUCUCCUUGCACCGUACCAAAGGGGAGGAAAGAUUGGACUAUUUGGUGGUGCUGGUGUAGGAAAAACAGUGCUUAUUAUGGAACUGAUUAACAAUGUUGCCAAAGCACAUGGUGGUUUCUCUGUGUUUGCUGGUGUUGGUGAGCGUACUCGAGAGGGUAAUGACUUGUACAGAGAAAUGAUUGAAAGUGGUGUCAUUAAGCUAGGAGACAAGCAGGCUGACAGCAAAUGUGCUCUUGUAUAUGGUCAAAUGAAUGAGCCCCCUGGUGCUCGUGCUCGUGUUGGGCUUACUGGUUUAACUGUUGCUGAACACUUCCGUGAUGCUGAAGGACAAGAUGUGCUUCUCUUUAUUGAUAAUAUUUUCCGUUUCACCCAAGCUAACUCUGAGGUGUCUGCUUUGCUUGGUCGUAUCCCAUCUGCUGUCGGUUACCAACCUACUUUGGCUACUGAUCUUGGAGGCCUUCAAGAGCGAAUUACAACCACAAAGAAAGGUUCUAUAACCUCUGUCCAAGCUAUAUAUGUGCCUGCUGAUGACUUGACGGAUCCUGCACCUGCAACGACUUUUGCUCACUUGGAUGCUACCACUGUGUUGUCACGACAGAUCUCCGAGCUUGGUAUCUAUCCUGCUGUGGAUCCUCUUGAUUCUACAUCUCGUAUGCUUUCCCCGCAUAUUUUGGGUGAGGAGCACUACAACACUGCUCGUGGUGUUCAGAAAGUUCUUCAAAACUACAAGAACUUGCAGGAUAUCAUUGCUAUUUUGGGAAUGGAUGAGCUUAGUGAAGAUGAUAAAUUGACUGUUGCUCGUGCUCGCAAGAUUCAAAGGUUCUUGAGUCAACCUUUCCAUGUAGCAGAAGUGUUCACGGGUGCCCCUGGCAAGUAUGUGGAGUUGAAAGAGAGCGUAAACAGUUUCCAGGGUGUGCUUGAUGGAAAAUAUGAUGAACUCCCAGAACAGUCAUUCUACAUGGUUGGAGGCAUUGACGAGGUUAUGGCAAAGGCAGAGAAAAUUGCCAAGGAAUCAGCUGCUUAAACCAUUCAACCUCGAUUUUCUUCUUGUUCUUUUCUCUAAUAGAUGCAAAAAUCAAUAAUCUAGGUGGUGUUGGUGAUACCAACAGCAGGAUGUUCAAUUUUUUGGAACCCAAAUGUACUCGAGGAUUUUUUUAAAUUUCCAUAUUAAGGUUAUGGCAGAGUGUGAAAGUGCAACAGAACUGGAAGCCGGUCCUGCCAAGAUCGCUUUUUUCUUUUAAUUUAAUAAGGGGAAAAAGGAAGGCGGACGUGUAUAUUUUUCCUUGGAUUUUCAGAACAUCGAAUGCUCUAAUUGCGUUUUUUUUCUUUCCGCAAGGGUACUGUUUAUUUUA
Molecule: messenger RNA, 2078 nt
Organism: Carica papaya (papaya)
Lineage: Eukaryota; Viridiplantae; Streptophyta; Magnoliopsida; Brassicales; Caricaceae
Product: ATP synthase subunit beta, mitochondrial
Biological process (GO): proton transmembrane transport; proton motive force-driven mitochondrial ATP synthesis
Cellular component (GO): proton-transporting ATP synthase complex
Molecular function (GO): ATP hydrolysis activity; ATP binding; proton-transporting ATP synthase activity, rotational mechanism
Source: RefSeq, a predicted model, not a curated record